Penicillium longicatenatum is the source of this 2577-nucleotide messenger RNA. Its product is annotated as fungal specific transcription factor domain-containing protein. The record is from RefSeq and is a predicted model, not a curated record. Gene Ontology annotation, biological process: DNA-templated transcription. The coding region runs from base 1 to 2577 and encodes 858 amino acids. The transcript has 3 exons. Gene Ontology annotation, molecular function: DNA binding; zinc ion binding. Lineage: Eukaryota; Fungi; Ascomycota; Eurotiomycetes; Eurotiales; Aspergillaceae.
AUGGAGGAGCCGCCCCAACACCCGCCGGGGGAGGGUUGCUUAAAACAAGAUGGCGCCCCAAAGCAACAAUAUGAGCUUCCCCCGCCCUCUCCUCUCAACCCGCCUCCGUCGCCGAUACAGCUUCCACUGUUGGAAAUGGAGGACCGCACGCUAAAGUUGCCAUUCCGCGCCACAGAGGGGGUAUUGCCCCGCGGUACAAUCGCCGAGUGCCUCGGGCUUGUGAAUCUUGCCGCCAGCGCAAGACAAAAUGCAGUGGCGAUACUCCCGUUUGUCGACAGUGCCGUGAACUCAGGGCGACUUGUAGUUACCCUGUUGGAUGGAAAGAAAAAACGAAAAAUCGAAAAACUUACUGAAAAAGCCUACGACUAUGAAAAUUUGUUGAAGGAUUUGGGCAAUCUUGUGGAGGCUCGUGUGGCGGACCGGAUCAAAAGCUUGCUGGACAAGCAUGGUUUGGAUGUAGACUAUUCACCCAGCAGUGCUCAAUCUCACUCUGUUACCCCUCAGGACGAGGUUGUAGAAGCAGAUGAGCUGAGCUCGCCUUCAUCGAUUGGUUCGUUGGAGGCAAUCGAUCGAGUGGAAGAGGACUUGAACCGAAAUGAAAACUCACGGGCGACUGGAUAUAUGGGAAAGAAUUCCGAGGUGACUUGGAUGCAACGACUUCAAAGAGAAGCAGAACACCGAUCGCAAGGGCUGCCAGGAUCUUUAGAACCCGGACAGAGCAAGCGACAAGAUGAUGAUCUCGCCCUUCACGCCGUCAACUACCAUCUCGAUGAUUUGGACAUCAAUGCCCCGGGACCGAUUGACGUGUAUGCUGUUCCUCCACGAGAGCAGGCAGAUCACCUUUUCGAUGAUUACCUGCGAACCGUCAACCCUUUUUUUCCUAUCAUCAAUCGACCUCUCUUCACUGCGCAGUAUAAGACGUUUUAUGAAAGCAACGCGCAACCAGGUGAUAAAUGGCUUGCCAUUUUGAACAUGAUCUUUGCCAUUAGCUCCAAACAUUCCCAUCUGGUUGAGGCACCAUGGCGGGGAGAUGAAAAAGAUCAUUUAUUGUAUCUGAAUCGGGCCAGAACUCUCAGUAUGAAUGGUGAUGUUUUAUUCAGCCAUCCUGAUCUUCAGCAGGUCCAAGUAGAGGGCUUGAUUGCCUUCUACUUGCUUUCAUCAGACCAGAUUAAUCGCGCAUGGAGAAUCUCUGCGCUGGCAGUUCGGUCUGCAAUCACCCUGGGCAUCAAUAUGAAGAACAGCAGCCCUACAACACCGAAUAUUUCCAAAGAGGCUCGCUAUCGAGUUUGGUGGUGUCUGUACACGUUCGAGCAUCUUCUGGGCAUAAUGACUGGCCGCGCCUCCUGCAUCCUGGAUGGAAUAUGCACCACGCCCCUGCCCUUGCCAUGGGCAGAGGACAAGCUUACAGAACCAGCGGCAGCUGAAUUGUUAAACGAUUCGACCAUCCGAGAUGACCGUAUCAACAAGGUAAUGGCCAGUUCUUGGGUGCGACAUAUGCCUCUUAACCCUACUGGAGGCAAAGAAGCUUCGCAUCAAACCCGUGCACGCGACAACUCGUGGGUGAGGAACCUGCCUGUCAGCGCUGGUCUCUGCCACCUCUACUACUGUGAUUUGGCUGUCGUCGUGCAGGAAAUCGUGAACAAAGUGUACUCGGUGGAUUGUGUGAUGGUACCUUGGUCUCACAUUGAGAAUCGAAUCGGUGAGCUGAGGUGCCGAAUCGACCUCUGGUUCCACAGUCUUCCGACCGCACUUGACUUUACCAACAAGGAGGAUGAAGGCCCUGAGCGACUCCGGUACAAAUUGGCCCUGGCAUUUCACUACUACAGUGCACGAAUCACAUUGGGACGCCCAUGCCUCUGCCGGCGUGACGCGCAAAAGAAAAGCCCGGCUGAAAGGUCGGCUUUCAGCCAUGACAUGGCAGAGCUGACCCUGGAAUCUGCCAGACUCAUGCUCGAUCUCAUCCCGGAGGAGCCCAAUGCUAUUCAACUUUAUGAAAUUGCCCCAUGGUGGUGCAUCUUGCACUACCUCAUGCAAUCCGCAACGGUACUCCUACUCGAGCUCGCCUUUGGGUGUGUUCACAUGCCAGAAGAAGAAAGUAAUUUCAUCGUCUUUGCCAAAAAAGCCAUCCGGUGGCUCUUCGUCAUGUCCCAGUACAGCGUCGCCUCGCGGCGCGCAUGGCAGCUAUGUGACAUUUCUUUGCGCCGUCUGUCCAUCGGCAUGAAGUUCGACAUCAGCGACAUGCCUUCCUAUCCCUACCAAAACGCACCUGCUUCCACUGUCUCCCUCGAACAUCCCCACGACUUUGCUCAGGAAAUCCCCUCCUCCACCUCAGGCCUCUGGAACCCACACUUGGAAGAUUUGUCUUUGAUCAAUCAAGAACCUUCCGAAUAUGGUGUUGAUCAUUAUUACAACAACUCCGGUUAUCCGGAUAUGCAAUCGACUGAUCUCAUGUCCUCAUUCACAGGCGAUGCUCAAAUGACGGACGAUUUAUACUUCCCGUACGACCCCAUCAGCGGCGAGUUUAUUCGCUCUUUCUUCCCAUAUUCGAAUGAAGAUCUUAAUUGGGAUCAGAUUUGA